AUGAAACUAGGAUACAUGUGUUCGAAGAUUCACUUUGAUUUAAGAUUUCAAGAAUUUGUCGACAGUAACCCCCAAGUAGCCACAUGGAUAGAUCAGAUUCCCAAAGGGAAAUGGUGCAAGUCUUAUAAUGAGGAUGACCGAAGGCGUGAAAAGAUCCAAAAUGCAAAGACCAAAGGAUGGAGAAUUGCAAAAAAGGUUGAGGACUUCUUACAAAAGAAUGAUCAGUUAAUUGUCAGUCUCCGUGUCCGUGUUUUUGAUAGAGACUUGCAAUUGUUUGAAGUUGAGGAUGCCUACAAUCAAUCUACACAUGAUGUCGGCGACAUUACGAGGAUGAUACGCAGGGCAAUAACGGAGUUGAACGAGGGAACAGGGUCGAGUGUGGAGGAAAUAACGGAAUUCAUUGGAAGGGAAUAUGAGGAUUUGCCGUUGGCCCAUGUGAAGAUUCUUGGUGUUCAUCUGAGGAAGCUUUGCCAUGAAGGGGAGCUUGCGCGUACUGAUAGUGGGAGGUACGUGGUUCUGUUUGAUGGUGAUGACGGAAUGGGUGAUGGAGAACAGAUAGAACAAUGUAAGGGUAGCAAGAAGAGGGAGAGAGGCAAAAGGAUGCAAGAGGAAGGAAUUAAGAAACAGAUUAAAGUGUUAGAGUUAGAUGGUGGUAGCACCAAUGAGCCAAAUAGGGUGGUAGAAUGGACACAAGAACAUGGGAAAGAGGAAGAAGAGGAGUCGUCACAAAUUCCGGAGUCCAUACUGCAUUUGGAAACGAUUCGUUCCUCCCAGUCGACAGUGUUGAACCUUCCUGGUGAUUCCGAGCAGCCAUUGUUGGUUCCUAUUUCAGAAGGGUUGCCACAAUGCAAACCAGCAGCAGGGAUAGGAUUAUCACUAACUCACUUGCAACUGCAAGUGUCAUGUCAUGGGCCUUCUGAAAGUAGUUUGGAUUCAGCAGCCAAAACGUCAGCUUCAUUAUCUUCUUUGAAUUUUCAGAAACACAAGCAAGAUGAGAACCCGAUGCCUGGGGAUCCUGAGCAGCAGCCUCUAAAGCUUCAAUGCAGAGGGAGGCCUCCUAAGUCUAAGAGGCCUUGUAAGUCUAAGAUAGUUGCAGACUAUCAAGGGGAGUCAUUGUUGCCCUCAGGUGAUGCUUUUGUUACUGGGCAAAAUCCAAAUGUAAACAAAAUUGACAAAUGGUGGCUGUCACGACCCCAAGGUCGAGGUAUAGGUCGGGGAAGGAAAUCUAAACUACAUAGAAAGGCACACCGUGUACAGCCACAGGAGCAAGCUCAAGGUCUGCUGAGCUCUCCUUAUUCAGGCCAAAAAGAAACAAUUUAUUCAUCCCAGCCAACAACAUGGAAUUCUCCAAUUAAUGUAACUCGCAAUUUCGGGCAGCAGUUGGCGGUUCCUACUUUAGAAGGGCCUCCAGGGUACACGGUAAUAAAAUUAUCACCAACACAGUUGCAACUGCAAGUAUCUUCAGACAUUGAUUUGGUUACGCGGUCCAAUAUGAAAGGUUCAUUAACUUGUUUGAAUGUUCAUGAUAAGCAGCCCCAGCAUUGCAAUCAAGGAAGUCCUGAUGGAAACCUAGAUGAGAAUCCAAUGUCUGGGGAUGGGAAUCCUGAGGAGAAACCAAUAAAGCGUCCCAGAGGAAGGCCUCGUAAGUUAGAGACUGUUGAAAACUAUUCAGGGGAGUCAUUGUUGCCCUCAGAAGAUGGCAUUCUUGAUAAACAGGAGCCAAAUAUAAACAAAAUGGAGAAGAAACAUCAGAAUGGUUCAAGAAGAGGGCGGGGUAGGCCUCGUAAACCGAAUCCAAGUGCAAACCAAUGUGAGGAGCAGUUACAAGAAGAUCAACGUAAGCAGCAUGGUCGAGGAAGAGGUCGGGGGAGGCGUCCUAAACUAAGUCGAAAUGCUAACCAAGAUGAGGAGCAUUUACAACAAAAAAAUCAAGCUCGGCAGCAGUAUGGUCGAGGUAGACGUCCUCGGGGGAGGCCUCGUAAACUAAGUCAAAAUUCAAACCAAUAUGAGGAGCAGUUACGACCACAAGAUCAAGCUCAAAGUCUGGUGAGCUCUCCAAAUUCUGGAGGGAUUGAUAACCAAAUUCUGAAGGAGAAGCAGUUGGAAGUACAAUGUCGGGGAAGAAACACAGAAAACUAGCAACUAUAACAGCACUUAUUGGAUGAGCAAGCAACUACGCGUAUUUUAUGAGAUCUGCCUUCCACGACUUAAGAAGGGUUACUCUAUUCCGGGAGGAGAUAAUGGAAGGUUUUUGGAAGAAAGAAAUCACCGUGUACUCCAUUUCGGAUUUAGAUAGAGAUGUGUUUGUGGUGUCUCAGAGGGAAAAACAAUCACUGUACACUCUGCUAAGGUAGAGAUAGGUUCAUCAGAGUCUUUGUAAGCAAAAAAUUGAUCUCAAGUAGCUGAUCGGGGACUAGACAUU
This is a messenger RNA of Gastrolobium bilobum, 2422 nucleotides long. RefSeq lists its product as uncharacterized. The transcript has 7 exons. Gene Ontology annotation, molecular function: nucleosomal DNA binding; double-stranded DNA binding. Gene Ontology annotation, cellular component: nucleolus; nucleosome; nucleus. Bases 1 to 2139 code for a protein of 712 amino acids. Gene Ontology annotation, biological process: chromosome condensation; nucleosome assembly; negative regulation of DNA recombination. The record is from RefSeq and is a predicted model, not a curated record. Lineage: Eukaryota; Viridiplantae; Streptophyta; Magnoliopsida; Fabales; Fabaceae.